Messenger RNA from Dufourea novaeangliae, 2951 nucleotides. RefSeq lists its product as uncharacterized. The transcript is spliced from 3 exons. NCBI's taxonomy places the organism in Eukaryota, Metazoa, Arthropoda, Insecta, Hymenoptera, Halictidae. The coding region runs from base 236 to 2365 and encodes 709 amino acids. The record is from RefSeq and is a predicted model, not a curated record.
UCUGGCAAGCUUGUCAUUCCGUUAUUAUCGAUGCCGGUACGAGCUCUGGCUCUCGGUCACUAUUCCAACAGAAACAUGACGGCGACAGUCUGACGAUCCUGUUUAGUAAACACGCGUUUAGUAUUUAGUAUAAAGUGUAAAACCGUUUUUAAUUUAAUUUAACACAAUCGAAACUUAACUCGCGGUAUACAAUUUCUUGUUUGCUCGUUUAAUAGUGAUCGGAAUUUAACGAAAAAUGGCUGUGUCUACGACGUGGAUUAGGAAUAACAUGCUGUUCUCUUGCGACCAAUACGAUAGACAACUGACGGACGCAGAAUUGAAAGUGCAGAGGUCUUUACAGAAGCUUUCUAUCCCCGAUUGGUACAUGAACAAACGUUCGAAUCCGCCGAAAAUUUUAAACAACCUCACCCCGAUCGAAUCUCGGCCGCCAUCUUGGAAGAAUCCCGGCGCGAGGAGAAACUCCACGCUGAACUUGACGUCGUCUACGAUAUCAGUUUCAGACAGGCUUUCACGGGCAGACGCACCAAAAACUGCGGCAUGCAGCGUCGACACAGGAACCUACAAAGUCUCCCGACAACAGAAGUCUCCGGAAGCAACGCCACGGAAAUCACCAUCCAAGUCCACCUCGAGGAAAGAGGAGGAGGAGGAGGUUUUCGAUACGAAUAUCCCGGCGAUAAAGCUGAAAAAGAACAUAAGCAAAACAUUCCCGAAAGUGUCACCCUCUAGGAAGAUUCAAAAUAUAAACCUUGUUUUCCCGCCUGGACCGCCGAUCGACAUCUCGAGCAGCCUCGAUGACGACGUGAAAAGAUGCAAGUACGACAGUUUCGUAGCGAAGAAGCAGCAGCCAAUUGACGUGAACGAGAGAACCGACGAAAAGCUUUCCACGCCUCAGAAGAUGCCCAAGAAGAAGAGGAACGACAUCCUGCCUGAAGAUAUCAUUGCAUCUCCACGGACUCCGAACAUGAAAGGAAGAAACUUCGAGGUUCGUGCAGCCUCCACGCCAAAGUUCACCCCGGCGAAUCUGUUCUCGUCGACGAUCAUCGAGGAGACUCCGAAAGCGAAGAAAAUCCCGUCGCGAAGCAUCCUGGAGAAACUGUCGAUCUUCGAGGAGAGCACGUGUUCGACCGCCGAGAAACUCUCUCGUAGCUUGAUCGAGAGGAAUCCGAUCUUGGAGACCAGUUCAAAAUUGGCGGCAUUCUCCACAAGCUACGAGGAGACACCUAAGAAGAAGAAGAAGAAGAAGAACGAUCGACUGAACAGCUUCCUGGAGAGAAACAUCCGAUCGAUCGAUCCAAUUCUAUUCGAAACCGAGGGAACCAUUCCAAGAUCGUCAUCCUUGGUAUGUGAGAUCGUGAAGAAGAUCGAGGUCGCCGGGGACCACAACUACACUCCGUUGAAGCGAUCGAACCUGGAAUGGAAGAGCAGAAGGGCCAGUCUUGUGGCGAAGAAUCUUCGAGUGGACGAUCCAGAGAAGAAGGUGAAGAUCGAUGGCCAGUCUCCGAGCACAAGGUUCCUCAAUUCGAGAAGAAUGUCGGUGGACCUGGAGAACGUGGUCAGGAGCAAGCAGCCAUCCCGCGAGAGGAACAUCGUUCAGGGGAUCAUCAAGGCUCUGACGGAGAAGAUGAGCAAAUCUUCCUCGUCGCGACAGAAACAAGUCAUCGAGGUGAACCAGAGCUUCGUCAAGAAGGUGGUGAGCGUGCUGGAGAAUGGUGGCGACACCUCAUCCGUUCUCGAGGAGGCGAACCGGAGGAACUACGAGGAUAUGGAAAGCUGCAGCGAGUCCGAGGCGAAAUCCUGCGCUACCUCGAUCUCUCUGAAGGACACUGACAGCAGCAGCAGCAGCAGCAGCAGCAGCAGCAGCAGCGACUCGGACCAGAGGUCACCGAGCCUUAGAAGCGACGACAGGACCUUCGAUUAUAGUACCCUGGCAACCAGCAAGCUGGAAGCUGAUCAACCUCCACGUCAGGACGAGGACUCUGUCUAUUGGAUACCAGUAUCUAGAUGCAAAUUGCCCAGAACCAGCUCCCUGCUGAGCAUGAUGUCCAGACUGUCCGCCAAUGGGCAGUCCCCUUGCGUCAGCCCGAUCAGAAGCGACAGCGAGACCGAGAACGCGAAUGUACCUUGGGGCACUACCUUCAAGAAGACCAAUGGGCUGUCCAGGAAGCUGUUUAGAAUCGACGAGACGACGGUGAUCGAUUCUGGGUACUCCGACAGGUCUGACAGGUCGGGGGUCGGAUGUUCCAUGACCGAUAGCAACUUGUCCGAGGAUACUCAGAACGAAUCUGCCUCCGAUGCCAGGACCAUCAGGGUGAAGAGGUCGUCUAGGCGUAAGUCGAUCGUCGGGACCACGUUCCGUGUUCAAUGAAGUCUCGAGGUUCCUCGAGAUGCUCUAUGGCAAAGGGUUUGGGAUCCGUUUCAUGGGGUACUGGAAUGCGGUCUGAGAAAGUUUCGAAUGCUUGUUGAAAUGGGUCCAGGUGGAAAUUUCACCGUACAUAUUGAUCUCGAUUAAUGUAUAGAGUUGUUAUUAAUCCUCGGAUGGUGUAUGUGUCCAUUUUACCCGAAGUCCAAUUUACAGAAAAUUACUGCAGCGUACAGAUGUUUAUAUUGACAUUUUGGAUAAGACCAAAGUAUUUUCGAGAUGUUUGUUCGAAAACACGUAUAAAGUUAGAUGAGAUGGGGUCUUCUCUGGACCCAGCUACCGUUGUCUAUUCAUUCAGUUAUCAAAAAGGUCCGUUUUUCGAGGCGUGAAGAAAUUUACGAUCUUUCGUUAGUAUUUUUCUAUCAAUCUAUACAUAUAUCUCCGGUUCAAUUCAUUUUCGUUAGCAUAUUUUUUUCGCAAAUCCAAGCGUUCAAACACUUUCUCCGACCACUGUAAUAUUAAUCGUGGUAUAAAUAAUUGCAAAGUUUUUGUGAAACUGUGAAUGCUCGAGUGCUUAUUGCCUUUCCCACGC